Messenger RNA from Mastomys coucha (southern multimammate mouse), 2351 nucleotides. RefSeq names its product interferon-induced protein 44-like. Lineage: Eukaryota; Metazoa; Chordata; Mammalia; Rodentia; Muridae. The transcript has 8 exons. The record is from RefSeq and is a predicted model, not a curated record. Bases 135 to 1472 code for a protein of 445 amino acids.
UUGUGACUCUGGAACCUAAGAUAGACAAAGAGCUUUCCAUCCUCCAACUGCUCCACAACCCAGAACGAGAGAGUUCUCUACUUAAUAAAUUUACCCUGUUCUUCAGUCUGUUCUUCAGCAGCAGUUACAGGAGCAUGAAAGUGACAGCCAGACUGACAUGGAGAGAAGAAAAGAUGCUGGAAAGGCUGCUUGGGAACGCAUCGUUGACUCUACUUUAUCAGUCUAAUGUUCAUAAAAAUUGCAUUCUUGAGAUGACUCAGAAAUGCUGUCUUCAGGGGUCCACAGUGACAGUAUUUCACCUGAAGAAAGGUGUCAUCGUGGGCGUUUUUAUGCUGGAGGAUUUUCCCACUGUAGACUCUGAGAAGCCAUGUACUUGUGCUUGGUUUUCGUUAAAAAAGAAUAAUAGCUCUGGAAUACCAGCUUUAUUUCUGAGCACACGAGUAACAGUUAGGUCUACAGAUCUGAUAAUUUUCCCACGCAGUGUUUUGUCACUCGGUGCAAGACCGUUCAGAGGUUUCACACUUUCUCUACAUGACACAGUGAGAAAAGAACUAGAGCUUAGUCUUGAGUCUGGUCUUCUCUCUGUGGAAUGUGAAAUUUUUCGAGUUGAUGGCAUUAAGAAAGAUCCAGGCUUCAUAAAGAAGAUGGUGACAGCCGAUCAGCACCGAGGAAAAUUACUCUCUGCUCUCAGAGCCUACAAGCCUUAUAAGGACUUGGUUUCAGAAGUUCGUAUUCUCUUGGUGGGCCCAGUAGGUUCAGGAAAGUCCAGCUUUUUCAACUCUGUGAAGUCUGCUUUCCAGGGCCACCUAGCUCGCCAGGCCAUCAUGGGGUUUGCCGAAAGUGGCAUCACCAAGCAGUACAGAGUUUAUUCCAUUAAAGAUGCAAAAAGUGGGGAAACACUCCCAUUCAUGCUGUGCGAUUCAAUGGGAUUGAAGGAGGGGGAAGAAGCAGGGCUGUGCAUAGACGAUGUUCCUCACAUCUUAAAAGGCUAUGUACCAGACAGGUAUCAGUUCAACCCGUGUGAGCCGAUUAAGCAGAAGCACUACACGGCCUCCCUGCCUCUGAAGGACAGGAUUCACUGCGUGGCUUUUGUCCUAAACAUCAACUCUGUUAAUACACUAUCUGAUAAAAUGGUGGCAAAGCUGAAAAAAAUUCGCAAAGAUGUAGUAGACUGUGGUGUCGGACAUGUAGCCUUGCUUACAAAUGUGAAGGACUAUGAUGAAGUUCUUGAUGACAAUUUUGUAAACAUGACAGAAACUGUGACUUCUCUAAGCCAGGUGCAGAAUGUCCAAAACAUGUUAAAUAUUCCUAUAGCCAAUAUCUUGAUGGUCAGCAAUCAUGCUUCGGAGCGGAGGUUGGAGCCUGUGAAGGAUGUUCUGAUCUUGGCUGCACUCAGGCAGAUGUUGAGGGCUGCGGAUGAUGCCUUUGAGGACUUGUCUCUUGAGGACACUAGUACCCUGGCUCCUGUUUAAAGCCCUGUCAUUUGGGAAACCCUCAGUUGUAGUUCAGUGGGGGUGUUUGGGGCCCAUUUUCCUAGCCCUGACAUGUAUUGUAAUAUGUGCUAAUUUCUGCUUUUACUUUUGGAGCAAUCUGAGGAUUGGCACAUGCUCCCAUGACAUUAGCGUCCCUGGUUUUAGUUUAAGCCUGAUUGCCCCAAGAAGAGACACUCUGCUGAAAGCCUUUGUUAAUGCUUGCUGUCCUUCAACAAUGAGUCACAUAUCAAAAAUGAAGGCAAACCCUGAGAAGUGAAGAGAAGAGAGAUGUCCUGGGACAAGUGGGCUUCCACGUGCCCACGCCAUAGACAGUUUUCUAUGUGGAGGACAGAGGUGUCAGAUCCAUCUGGGACUGAAACAGCGGCUCGUGACCAUCUGAUGUGUGCACACAUCUACAUGUGCCUUCCUCAAGCUCCUUAAGCAAAACACACUUGGCUUUGCUUUUGCUUCCCCAAAACAUUAUGCAACUCUGUGAGCCCUAAUUGAUUGCACAGCAGUUAGAAAAUGAUGUAGAUGUCUGCUAUCCCAAGUGGAGAAUGAAACAGGACUGGAUUUGCCCUGUAGUCCCAGAGCUCAUGACAAGGUCUAGUAAGCAUUAAGCAUCCUCAUGAUAACUCUGUACCACUUUCUCUAGUGAUGAUAUUUACUUAGAUAUAUAAAGGAAUAGGAAGACACAGAGAGUGAGGUGCAGGGAUGAGGACAAGGAAAUAAAGCAUGGAGAGAGUUUCACUUGUUUCUGGUUGAAAGCAAGAAUGUCUCUAACAAAUUUAAAUGAAUUGAAAAGAGCCAAUAUGUGUUAACAACUUGAUUAAUUAUAAUAAUGUUUUAAUUUCAUGAAAUAAAGUUUCUGCCUGAAUA